Molecule: messenger RNA, 841 nt
Organism: Centruroides sculpturatus (bark scorpion)
Lineage: Eukaryota; Metazoa; Arthropoda; Arachnida; Scorpiones; Buthidae
Product: venom metalloproteinase antarease-like TtrivMP_A
Exons: 4
Coding region: 37-516 (159 amino acids)
Source: RefSeq, a predicted model, not a curated record
UUUCGAUGUAAUUAAGACGACAUUUCAAAUCCGAAGAUGAAUUGUUUAAUUACAUUUGCAGUUGUUUUCUCCAUUAUUAUAGUGGAUACUUAUGAAAAAAGUUUGGGACUCAAGCAAUCGAGAAAAUUAUCUGUAACCGAGAAGAGAACCGUAGAAGAUGUGGCAGAUGCAGAGGAGUUUGAAAUAGAUUUUACACCACCGUGUCCGGUGAUUGAAUGUGUGAUAGUGACUGAUAGUUUCGUGUCUAGAGAUUCUAGCGAAGAAGAAAUAAGACCUUAUCUAAAUGAGAUAAUUCGUUACUCACAGGAAGAUUAUCUCGAUGAAUUAGAACUCAAUCUAACACUUCGUUUGAUUGGACAUAUCUCCUAUACAAACGAAACCGAACCGAAUUUCAUUAAAGACAGUCUCUAUUGGUCCAAUACCAUUGUUGGUGAUAAUGCCAUUCGUAAUAUGAAAGAGAUUAAUGACAAUCCUCUUGUUUCAAGAGCAGAUGUUGUUGUUCUUCUAACUGGGUAAGAAUGAAGUAUGACAAUAGAUUUGUAUUACGCUUAACGGCAAAACUAAAAGAAGAAAAACUAUUAUUUAAUUCAUAAUUAUCGAAUGUUAAUACUAAUUAACACGAUUAAAUUUGAAAUAUCGUUGACAUUUGUUCUAUACUUAAUCGAUUUGUUCUUACACUUUUGUUAUACAGUUAUAGUGUUUAUAGUGAAAUAUAUUUUAGUACACCUGUCAAUAAAAUUAGGGAGCAAGAAAGAAAAUCGCUUACGUCAGAACAUUUUGAAUGUCAUAUCUUACUGUUAUAUAUGAUACAGUAAUGUAAAAAAUGUGCAUUUGAGCGGAA